Messenger RNA from Entrophospora sp. SA101, 999 nucleotides. The record is from the annotation of a GenBank genome assembly. Lineage: Eukaryota; Fungi; Glomeromycota; Glomeromycetes; Entrophosporales; Entrophosporaceae.
AUGGAUGACGAAGUCGCAGCGCUUGUAAUUGAUAAUGGUUCUGGUAUGUGCAAAGCCGGUUUUGCUGGUGAUGAUGCUCCAAGAGCUGUUUUCCCAUCUAUCGUGGGUCGUCCACGUCAUCAAGGUGUUAUGGUUGGUAUGGGCCAAAAAGAUUCAUAUGUAGGUGAUGAGGCUCAAUCAAAACGUGGUAUUCUUACCCUUAAAUAUCCUAUCGAACACGGUAUCGUAACCAACUGGGAUGACAUGGAAAAAAUCUGGCAUCAUACUUUUUAUAAUGAGCUUCGUGUUGCUCCAGAAGAACACCCUGUAUUAUUAACUGAAGCACCUCUCAAUCCUAAAAAUAAUCGUGAGAAAAUGACUCAAAUCAUGUUCGAAACUUUCAAUGCUCCAGCUUUCUAUGCUGUUCUUUCAUUGUAUGCCUCUGGUCGUACAACCGGUAUUGUGCUUGAUUCUGGCGAUGGUGUUACUCACACUGUACCAAUUUACGAGGGGUAUGCUCUUCCUCAUGCGAUCCUUCGUCUUGAUUUGGCUGGUCGUGAUUUGACCAACUACCUCAUGAUCAUCCUUAUGGAACGUGGUUACUCUUUCUCUACUACUGCCGAACGUGAAAUUGUUCGUGAUAUUAAAGAAAAACUUUGUUAUGUUGCUUUGGACUUUGAACAAGAAAUGCUAACUGCUGCUCAAUCGUCAGCGUUAGAGAAAUCUUAUGAAUUACCUGAUGGUCAAGUUAUUACCAUUGGUAAUGAAAGAUUCCGUGCACCUGAAGCUCUUUUCCAACCAUCUUUCUUAGGUCAUGAAGCUGCUGGUAUUCAUGAAACUACAUACAACUCUAUAAUGAAAUGUGACGUUGAUAUUCGUAAAGAUCUUUACGGUAACAUUGUUCUUUCUGGAGGCACUACUAUGUAUGCAGGUAUUGCAGACAGAAUGCAAAAAGAAAUCACAAAAUUAGCACCUUCCACUAUGAAAAUUAAGAUUGUUGCUCCACCAGAACUGCGGUGA